ACCGCACUCCUCCAGCGCGGGUUCUGUCGGAAUGUUGCGCGUCGCUCCUAACCUCGAAACCCACGUGCUCGCCACGAGAUCGCUACCUCUUUCCCGGAGUCAUCGUCGCGGGUACCAGGAUCCGGUCUCUCCAUUUUGAAAUGUUCCUUGUCAUUCGUUAAAGAGACUAUCAGAACAAAUAAAUAUUUUUCAUUGUAAAAAUUAAAGGACCCCCUAAAUCCUGUGUUGUGGUGAAGAAAAACUUCCAUCUCAGCGGUCGGAAAUCAUCCACGUUGAGUUUUCCGCGAGCGCUUUCCUUUAAUGUUAGCGGAUAAUUCUGUUCACUGUACAUCGUAGACAGCGGAAGAUCUUUAAAUAAUCAGAUUAGGUGUUUUCAGACGUUCGGGAAUAUCUCGCUCUUAACUCUAAUUGUUUGUAUAUGCUUACGGAGUCGUGUCUUAGUGAUCGGUCCGCUAAUGCCUGCCUCCUGGGUUUAUUACUUUUCACAGUGAUUUGUGAAAUUCCCAAGACAAUAUUUUGAAGUGAAGCUUUUGAGUAGAAGCUAAUGUUCCCCGACUUGCACUCGUCAUUGAAUAGUCAAACCCCCAAGAUUUUUCACUGUUACUUUCUAAUCUCUAUCAAACUCCAUGAUCUAUAACUCCAAAACUUAGUGUUGAAGUUAUGUUAAUUUUUGUACAGAAUUGUCUGUUUCGUCUUUUUAGGAAGUGAAAAUUUUCUCUCGGCACUGUCCCAAGUUUUGUGGUCUGUUUUUUUUUUCAAUCUUUUUUUUUAAUAUCGCUUUUUCGUAAAUGCUUAUCAAAGUAACCGUGACAAAGGUAUGCAAUAGUCCCGUUUUUAAAUUUUUUAUCAUGUGAUACACUUCAAACGAUAAUUUGGCGUGUUUGAAAGCUCGUUUUCCAUUACCGACUGCGAACGUUUUUCUCUUCAUCUCCUUCACAUCAAUUUCGGGCAGCGCGAGUUACAAGUCCUCGGAGAUGCUGACCCUUCGCGCCGUCAUCAAUUCUCUCGUCAUUUAUGAGCUGGCGUGGGCGUUCGACUCAGUGCUGCAAGGGCCGAGCCUGCUCAUGGAGCCGCCCUCGAAGCUGGAGUUCUCCAACUCGUCGGGGGCCUGGCUCGACUGCUCGGCCACCGGGAACCCGACCCCGAUGGUGGAGUGGACCACCGUCGACGGCGCUCCCGUCACCGACGUCCCGGGCGUCCGCCGCCUCCUCCACAACGGCACCCUCCACCUCCUCCCCUUCUCGGCGGCCGCCUUCAGGUCCGACAUCCACAGCACCGUCUACCGAUGCGCCGCCGCCAACACCGUCGGCAGGAUCAUCAGCAGGGACGUCCAAGUUCGCGCAGUGGUGGCGCAAGCGUACAAGAUAUCAGUGGAUGUCCUGGUGGCGAGUCGGGGCUGCACAGCUAUACUGCAGUGUUCCAUCCCCGGAUUCGUCAAGGAGUAUGUUCGCGUCGUAUCCUGGGUCCAAGAGCCGAAUCUUAACAUCUACGCCAGUCAUGAUGGAGAUGGCAAGUUUCACGUGCUCCCGACGGGGGAACUGCUGGUGCAUAACAUCGAAUACAGAGACCAGUUCACCGCCUAUCGAUGCCGCACCACCCAUCGUCUCACCGGACAAAUCGUUGUCAGCACCGCAGUCAACAUUCGAAUGAGUGAUGUCCGAGGAGUCGUAGCACCGGCCAUCGUUCAGCACACAGCGUCUGUUCAAGUAUCGCAAGAUGAGGGAGCCGUCCUUCUGUGCGUGGCGCAAGCCUGUCCGCAACCAGAAUACAGGUGGUUUCAGAUGGGGCCCGGCGGGGAGCCGCUGAUGCUGGAGCAACGGGUGCGCGUGAGGGUGGCCGGGCCGGUGCUGGCCAUCAAGGCCGUCACCAGCGAGGACGCCGGCCUCUACAAGUGUUCCGCCUCCAAUCCUGCCGGCGAGGCCCAGGCCGAACUCCGCCUCAACGUCCUGGCUCCACUCCACGUCCAGGUCGUUCCCGCCGUCCUCUCCGUGCACAUCGGUGGGAUUGCCGAGUUCAAAUGCGUCGUCUCGGGGAGCGGGUACUCAGGGCACCUGAUUGGCUGGUACAAGGACGGGCGGCCCAUCCUGAGCGGAUCCAGCGGGAGGGUGACCGGAGACAGUCUCGUCGUGAGCAGCGUCGGCCGUGAGGAUCGAGGCAUGUACCAGUGUCUAGUCCGACGGGCAGAAGGAGAAACCGCUCAAGCCUCCGCCGAACUUCAACUCGGAGAUGCAGCGCCAAUCCUGACUUACAACUUCAUCGAGCAAACUUUGCAGCCAGGACCGGCCGUGUCUUUAAAAUGCAGUGCCACCGGCAACCCGACGCCCCACAUCACGUGGCAUUUGGACGGAUUCCCGCUACCGCAGAGUAACAGGUUCGUGAUCGGGCAGUACGUAACUAUUCACGGAGACGUGAUCAGCCACGUGAACAUCAGCCAGGUAGCGGUAGACGACGGUGGCGAGUACAGCUGCACAGCCGAAAAUCGCGCCGGUAAAGCGCAGCAUGCAGCCCGUCUCAACAUUUACGGCCCUCCUUUUGUACGAUCAAUACCAAAAGUAACGGCAGUUGCUGGAGAAACUUUGAAAUUGAAAUGUCCUGUCGCUGGCUACCCGAUUGAUGAAAUUCACUGGGAAAAAAGUGGUCGAGAGUUGCCAGAAGAUCUGCGGCAAAAAAUUCUUCCUGGAGGGGUCCUCAUAGUCAGCAAUGUCCAAAAGAAUGUAGAUGCUGGGGUGUACACCUGCCGUGCUCGAAACAAGCAGGGCCAGAUGGGUCAAAGAAGUGGAGAAGUUGUCAUCAUUGUUCCUCCUCUUAUUGAGCCCUUCUCUAUCCCAUCGGACGGACUUGCGGAAGGAAUGCGAACAAGAAUUGUUUGCGGUGUGAGUCAUGGCGACCCUCCGAUUACGAUAUCGUGGCUCAAGGAUGGCUUACCCCUUCCAGCCCAGUUGGGCGUUAACGUUUCCACCCUUGAUUCUUUUUCCAGUUUACUUAGUAUCCCCCAUUUAUCCUCUGCUCAUUCGGGCGACUACACUUGCGUCGCCUCCAACCCAGCCUCUCAAGUCCGAUAUUCGGCUAAUCUUCAGGUGAAAGUUCCUCCAAAAUGGUCUGUAGAACCCAUGGAUGUAAGUGUUCUAAGGAAUCAACCAGCGUUGUUAAACUGCCAAGCACAAGGUGUACCGCAACCAAGCACCGUUUGGAAAAAAGCGACCGGCAGCAAAUCGGGGGAGUAUGAAAUCAUCAAAGAAAGGAUGUUUGUGAAACUUCUGAGUAAUGGCUCUUUGCUUUUGCAAAAUGUCAAAGAGGACCAAGAAGGCUACUAUUUGUGCCAAGCAACGAAUGGAAUUGGCUCACCCUUGGGGAAGGUCGUUCAUCUUAAAGUUAAUUCUCCACCAUACUUCACAGAAUCAUCACAGCAUAAAACAGUGAAGAAAACAGACAACGCUCUAUUAGAGUGUAAAGUUAAGGGUGACAAGCCAAUCAACGUAGUGUGGCAGAGAAGUGGGGAGCAAACAAAAAUGAACAGUCUUUCUGACUAUCGGGUAGUUGUACGACAAGAAGUAACUGAAGAUGGAGUCCUAGCAAGUUUGCACAUUAAAAAUGCUGAUGCAUCAGACACAGGACACUAUUACUGUCAAGCAAGCAACUUGUAUGGCAAAGAUCAACAGCUUGUGCAGUUACUCGUUCAAGAGCCGCCGAAAAGUCCGAGUAAUGUAAAAGCAGUCAUGGUCACAAGCCAAGCUGUGAAUUUACAGUGGGAGCAUUUGAGCGAAGAUGUUGGAGAAGUCACAGCGUUCAUCGUCCAGUACAAAAGAUCUGGAGAAAGUGGUUGGAAAAAGUUGGAGGUGAACUCGCAGCAGAGAGGAGCCUUGAUAGACGAUUUGAAGCCUGCAACCAAUUAUCUCCUGAGGGUUAUAUCCGAAGGUUCUGCAGGACAAAGCAGCCCAAGCAAUGAAAUAUUGAUCACAACUGAGUCUCAAAGACCUGCUGGACCACCGCUAGAGGUUUCUGUACGAGCUCUGUCCUCUACGGAACUACUUGUAACCUGGUCGCCUCCACAUCCAGACUAUAGGCAUGGAGAAAUCAUAGGAUAUAAUGUUGGCUUCAAGGAAUCAAAUUUCAGAAUUUCAAGAUCUAAUUAUGAUUUUAGUUCCGGGUCAUCAAGCUACAAUAUGACAGAAGUUCUCGGAGAUGGUGACAAAGGCACAGGGGAGCACGUUUUUACCGACUUAUCAAAAUACACCAGAUAUCUAGUGGUGGUCCAAGCUUACAAUUCAAUUGGACAAGGACCUCUCUCAGAACCAGUAAACGCUCUUACUUUGGAAGAUGCUCCCAGUGCUCCGCCUGAAGAUGUACGCUGUGCAGCUUUGAGUUCACAAUCCCUGCAAGUGAGUUGGCAGCCUCCCCCUUUAUCUCUCAGCAAUGGUCUCAUACAGGGCUACAAAAUUCUCUAUGACUCUCAAGACCCAGGAGCUGAUCAACUUGAAACAAGGAAAACAACGGCCUUAACUAUUGUGGUAUCUGGAUUAAGGAAAUUCACCAACUACACUAUUCAAGUUUUAGCGUUCACAAAAAUGGGCAGUGGUCCGUACUCGUACCCUCUUCCAUGCACUACUGAUGAAGAUGUUCCUGGGGCCCCAGAGGAUAUAAAAGUCGUUUUAAGCUCAGCUCAUUCUCUUCUUGUCUCCUGGCUUCCACCCAAAGAGCCAAAUGGAGUCAUCACGAAAUACAACUUUUACACUCGAGUCGUCAAUGGCAACAAGGAAGAGUUGAAUCAUGCAAAGCGGAACUUGCCGAGCCAGCAAACGCAUUUUGAAGCAAAAGGUCUACAGCAACACAUCGAGUAUCAGUUUUGGGUCACAGCCUCGACAAAAAUCGGAGAAGGCCAAAGCUCUCGAGUUGUAUCUCAAAUGCCCACGGCCAGAGUGCCAGCCCGGAUUUUCUCAUUUGGUCGAGUUGUUUUUCGAGCGUGGCGAACGUCCGUUACUCUGGCUUGUCAGAUGGUCGGGGUACCUCAGCCGCAUCGCACUUGGCUGGUCGGAGAUAGGCCUCUACAUUCCAACGGCCAUAAUAUUCAGAUCUUGGAUUCUGGAGAACUGUUCCUCACGAACCUCCAAAGGAAUAACUCUGACAACUACACGUGUCAAGUUGAGAAUGUUUCAGGCUCGGACAAGAUCACUCACACUCUUGUCAUUCAAGUAUUGCCUGCAGCUCCUGUAUUGUAUGUCACAAGUGCUACUAGCAGCAGUAUUCUUCUGCACUGGAAAGUCCCAGACAGAGGUGGUGCACCUUUAACAGGCUUUACCCUUACAUAUCGCAUGGCUACUGGUGAACCGCAAGACAUGCCUCUGUCAAGAAAAACCACCAGCUACGAAUUGAAGAAUUUACUGUGUGGGAAUGCCUAUCAGUUAACUUUAGUUGCUCACAACAAACUAGGAAGCUCAACAUCGAGUGCUGUGAUUUACGUACGAACUCAAGGACAACAUCCUGGUAUUCCUGAAUACUCCGAGUUCAUUUUUCCUAACUCAACUGCCGUCACACUCAAACUUCCCGCCUGGCCAGACAAUGGGUGUCAGAUCCAGCGUUUUACGAUCCGCUACCGCUCAGUUAACGACAUAGAGUGGGCCAGAGAGUUUCCUAACGUCAGAAUGAAAAUGAAGUUUGUGAUAUCUGGCCUGGUGCCGUCAAGUGAGUAUGUGUUGCAAGUAUACGCUGUCAAUCUUGCUGGCUCCUCUGUCGGAGAUUUCACUUUCUUCACCUUGAACAAGGAUGGAGAACCACUGCCUCAAGCAAUCCUCAAACAUGGUCAUCUCUCAGGGUCAUUCUACGCAGAUUUUAGAAUUUUAAUCUCUUUACUUGCCUCAGUUUUGGUUUUUCUCGCCAUUCUUAGUGUCUCCGUUUUCUUCUGGAGAAAUAAAAAAGGCCAACCCAUGAAAGAAUCUUUGGACAAUCAGCAAAACUCGCAAAUGCAGAGGGAGCGUUACUAUGCAACCAUCCAUAAAGUGGCCAUGCAAGAAAAGGUACCUGAAACGUCGGAUGACAUAUCACCUUAUGCGACAUUCCAGCUCACCACAGAGCCAAACAAUACGCUUCUUCAUAGUUUUAUGUACCAUGAACGGGGCAUGACAGAAGGCUGUGCCUCUCCUCCACCUCACGCUAUAGCCAAAAGUCGGAGAAUGAGGAGAGUGAGCUGUCGAAAAAAUGACGCCGAGUCAGAUGAUUCCGACUCGGAUGGUGAUCCAUUGACAUCAAGUCGUACAGAAUCUUCAAAUCAAUUAGAGACUGCUAAAGUUAAGCACACGUCUAAUUUUAUUUACCAUGGUGCACAGUCCAGUACAUCAUCAGACCUAUCUCCUAUGUCUGAGCAAAAAUCAUUACCUCGACAAGGCAGAUCAAGGUGGUUAGUUCCUAACAAAGGACUGCGGACAUCACUGUCGAUUGUCGAAACCUCAUUUCGAGGUGGUAUAGAACGACCAGAGCUAAGUGAGGCAGAAUGUGAUAUAGAUACACUUAAAAAAUUGAAAUUAGGUAUAAGGUCUAGUCUGUGGUCAAGACCAUCUAACAAUCAACAGCAUUCAGACUACUCCAUAGCUGUGUAGAGGUAAGAUUAAAUGUAUUUCGGGAAGUACCACUAGUUCUUUGAGAGUUACUACAUAGUUUCUAUGAGAUAAGAAUACAAGAUUUAAUCUCGUUGAAUUUUGGUGCACCAGCUUCUGGAGCGGGUCAAGCUGCUCUUUUAAACUAUUUGAUUCGGUGAAAAAUUGUCAUCAGGUAUAUUUUUAUAUUGCUACUUGUCACAAGUGAAGAGACUCGUCUUUCAUCAUCUUAAUUUGUAUUUGCUACACAUUUCUAGGACAAGCUGAACCAGCACAAUUUAAAAUAGAGUUGGUGGUUUCUUUUGGAGAAUUUUGUACCCCUACUUUCAAAAAUUUGAGAAUUGUGCAUUAAAAAUGUCUAGAAAAUUUGUUUUAAAUAUUAUCAGUUAAUUUUUUUUUAUUAAAUUGAAAAGCUCACAAAGUUUUAUAACUGAUAUUGCCAAUUCAAAAAAUGGAUAAAAAAAAACUCCUUAUUUUCAUCUGCAAAACAUAAUAUAUACUUACAUGUUCUGACGUUGUCAACAUUGUCAGCUUUACUUUUCUAUUUAAAAAAAAAAAUGUUUGUAAAAAAUACUAAUUUAAAAGAAAACGAGGAAUGUUUCAAUGAAUUGUUUGGGAAAGAACCCAUGAUCUCAUGACCUAAGGCAAUUCUUGCAAGGCAUUUCACUAAUCCUCUCAGUUGACUUCUUUUGAUGUGAGAGCUAUUUCAAUUUUCAAUUUACGUGAAUCAACCAGCACAUUUGAUGUUGGGUGUAGAUUGUUUUACUUUUUAAUCUGUACCUAUUUUUAUUUUGCCUUAUUUUUUAUGUUUUUAUAUUUUAUUGCGCUUUGUUGGUGGAAAUUUCCUGCUGCCUUGUUACUAAUGGAAUUUAAUUUUUAAUGAAAUUCAAAUUUCAACUAUGUAAAUUCCAACCAGAAUUUUACGUAAGAAAAAGUGUGAAACGAAUGAGUAAUGAGUGAAGUGAACUGUUAAGCCUAUGCUUUAUCGGUAUUGAUGUUGCAGCCUUUUAAGUUGUUCGGUUUAUUAAAAUUCUAGUCUGCUGAAAGAUAUUGAUAACCUGUAGGUAGAAGAAAGGUGGAAUAUUUUCAUGAACCAUUAUUUGUCUAAUGUUACUGUGCUGUGAUAUUUUCAUUCAUUUAUUUAUUUAGUUUUGCUCUCAUCUCAUUUGCCAAAUAAUAGUUACGAAAAUCUGAAUUGUGAGAAAAGUAUGUUAUUCAUCCCUCAGGAAAAUAUUUCAGGAUAAAUAAUCCUGUUUAAAUAUCUUGAGACUUCUCCAAUUGUGAACUUUUGAUUUUCAUCUUUUGGCACUGACUUUAUUGCGUGUAAAAUAAUACAUGACACUUGAUAUGUUUGACUGAUCAUCAUUUAGAAAUCAACUCAAUGUAUUAUUGUCCCUGAAUGAUUUCAAAGCCAUUUUUGUCAUCUCUCAAAGGACUGAACAGGAGAUACCUUGUUCUUUGACUUUUCAAUCCAUGUUUCUUGAGCUGCCAAUCAAAGAAGACUGAAAUUCAUUAGAUCAUUUGUGACAGUCUCUCAUUUUUUCAUUGCAAAUGUUAAUCUUUUCCAACUAGUAGAAGGGUCACUCAUAAGAAAAAAUGUGGGUACUUACACCAUGGAACACAAGACCAUCCAUUAGUUUGGAUCCCUUUAACUUAUGUGCACAUAUUUGAAUGACCUUGCUUUCCCUUGAAUUUUGGUCAAUUUUCUUAAGUUUCCUAGAAAUAUUGGCAUCACAGAGUUCUGAACUUAGGAUUUUCAACAAGAUAGAAUCGCCAGGUUUUUGAAAAAUUCAUCCUGAAAAGUUCUUCAAUUCUUUUCAACUGCAUAUGUGUUCACUUGCUUAAAAGCGUGUGACAAAUCAGAAGGAGGACUAGCCCAGCUGUAAUUGUUUUGUGUGCAUCCAACCCAGGAUGUAUUUCGUAGAUACUCAAUUUUUUCAUUGAUCACUUCCCUGGGUUAGACGUCAGGUACGAGUACCCCCUUUUUUUCUAGGUCACCCUAAUUUGAAGACAUCAGAGAGAGAUUAUGAGACAUCACAUUAGAAAUUGUCAAGAUCAGGCAAGCUCUCUUUUCCAAGGAAUCUUUAUUUUGUAAGUUGUGAAGUAAGUUGAAAAGAAAUUGAAUUUCAGAUUGUUUUUCUGUUGAGAAACUCUUGCUCAGUUUUGACAAUACCUUGUGCAACUUGUGCUCCUCUCUGUAAUCUUCAUUGCUAAUUGAUGGUUUAAUUGACCACUGAUCUGAAAAUUGCCGUGUAUAUAAUUGUUCUGUUUAAUUUUGACUUUUCUAAUUGUUUAAUUUUUCAUAAUAAAUCAAAUAAAUAUUUAUUAUAUUUAA
This is a messenger RNA of Bemisia tabaci, 8922 nucleotides long. NCBI's taxonomy places the organism in Eukaryota, Metazoa, Arthropoda, Insecta, Hemiptera, Aleyrodidae. The record is from RefSeq and is a predicted model, not a curated record.